CUACUUUCUUUUUUGACUUGGAAAAAGAAUACGAGACGAAGCUUCGACGACUUUUUUGUUCUGCUUUCGAUUCCGCUUUCUGAAUACGCGGAAUUUAGAAGAUUUUCCGACGGCCGACGGGAUCCUCGCGGCAAAUCUCGGGAAACCCAAAAAGAAACCAAAACUUAAUUCUUCUUCUAAUCUUAUCCCCAUAUAUACUAAUACUAUAUUUUUGCAGUUUGAUUCAGCUGGGGGUAAUUGAAUUAGAAUGGGAACUCCCCAAUUCCCUGAUCUUGGAAAGCAUUGCUCCGUCGAAGAUUGUAAACAGAUCGACUUCUUGCCUUUCACUUGCGAUCGUUGCCACCUGGUAUAUUGCCUGGAACAUAGAAGCUACAUUAAACAUCACUGUCCAAAAGCUGAUAAAAAAGACGUUACCGUUGUCAUUUGUCCGUUAUGUGCUAAAGGAGUUCGCCUGAUUCCAGAUGAAGAUCCAAACAUCACCUGGGAAAUGCAUGUUAAUACUGAAUGUGAUCCUUCAAAUUAUGACAAAGUCACAAAGAAGAAAAAAUGUCCAGUUCCAGGCUGCAGGGAAGUUUUAACAUUCUCAAACACAAUCAAAUGUAGGGACUGUACUCUAGACCACUGCUUAAAGCACCGUUUUGGGCCAGAUCACAAAUGUCCCGGACCUAAGAAAUCCGACCCAGGUUUUCCAUUUAUGGGUCUUUUAAGCAGGAGUAGAAAAGAAUCGAAAACCAACCAAGCUCCUGCAACAUCUUCAUCCAAGUGGGCUACAAGUUUUCUUAAUGCAGCUUCUACUGUUCGAGCCUCAGCUGAAGCAGGUAUGACCAAAUUGGGCAGUGAAAUAAGUCAAAAGUUGCAAAUUGCAAGGGACGGAGUUGGGCUGAGCAGCAGCGGUGGCGGCAGCAAUGGGAAUGCAGGGCAAGUAGAGGAGUGCCCACAAUGUGGAGCGAAGUUUUCCUCAGUUACAACAUUGGUGGACCAUGUGGAGAAGGUACAUGAAAGGAACAACCAAUCUCGAGUUUUUAAGAUGUCGAUCGAUGUCUGCCCCAAGUGUAGUAAAGGGUUUCGUGAUCCAGUUGCGCUUGUAGAGCAUGUUGAAAGGGAUCACGGUGGCACUUCGAAAGCUUAAGGACGGUUCAACUGCAAACUGUAAACAGCAUAUUGCUGGAGAUGUAAUUGUAUCAUCUUGUGUUGCUUGAAUUUUUUAUACCUCAAAAUUAAAUGGAAACUGGUAAGCUGCUCUUGAGAACUCAA
Molecule: messenger RNA, 1254 nt
Organism: Gossypium raimondii (Peruvian cotton)
Lineage: Eukaryota; Viridiplantae; Streptophyta; Magnoliopsida; Malvales; Malvaceae
Product: zinc finger AN1 and C2H2 domain-containing stress-associated protein 11
Exons: 2
Coding region: 248-1129 (293 amino acids)
Cellular component (GO): cytoplasm
Molecular function (GO): zinc ion binding
Source: RefSeq, a predicted model, not a curated record